AAAUAAAAUAAUGGCGAUACUGAAUUAUUUCUGAAAUUGCGUUAGUGAAGUAAAAUAAUUUUAUAAAUGUUUUUUUAUAGUAAAACAUUAAGAAAGUUACUAAGAAAGUGGCCAGGGAGAAAGAUAUUUGGAGUUUAUCGUUUCUUGCCAGUAUUUUUUGUUACCGGUGCUGGAAUUGAAUUUCUUAUGAUCAACUGGCAAGUUGGACAGGUUAAUUUUUAUAAAAUUUAUAAACAAAAACAAAUUCAAGAAAUUGUUAAUCGCAAGCUAGCAAGUGAUCAAAGCAAGAUCACACAGAGCAGCCCAGUCAAUCAUUAA
Microplitis demolitor is the source of this 318-nucleotide messenger RNA. Its product is annotated as small integral membrane protein 4. The transcript has a single exon. Lineage: Eukaryota; Metazoa; Arthropoda; Insecta; Hymenoptera; Braconidae. The record is from RefSeq and is a predicted model, not a curated record. The coding region runs from base 67 to 318 and encodes 83 amino acids.